Messenger RNA from Umbelopsis ramanniana AG, 673 nucleotides. RefSeq lists its product as uncharacterized. Gene Ontology annotation, biological process: DNA-templated transcription initiation; RNA polymerase II preinitiation complex assembly. Gene Ontology annotation, molecular function: protein heterodimerization activity; transcription coactivator activity; RNA polymerase II general transcription initiation factor activity. The record is from RefSeq and is a predicted model, not a curated record. Lineage: Eukaryota; Fungi; Mucoromycota; Umbelopsidomycetes; Umbelopsidales; Umbelopsidaceae. Gene Ontology annotation, cellular component: SAGA complex; transcription factor TFIID complex. The transcript has 4 exons. The coding region runs from base 48 to 665 and encodes 205 amino acids.
GUCGCCAAAACACACUGCAAUCUCGUUAAUCGCACCGAUAGUAAACGAUGAAUCGACAGCGGCAACAGCAGCGUGACUCAGGACAACAACAGCCUAGAGACGCCAAAAUUAUAUCUCUAUUGUUGCAAUCACACGGUGUACACGACUUUGAUCCCAAAGUUGUUCAUCAGUUAUUAGAAUUUGCUCACAGAUAUACGUCAGAUGUUUUUCAAGAUGCUCUAGUGUAUGCUGAGCAUGCAGGGCGGCAGGAUAUUGAUCUUGCUGACGUACAACUGGCCGUACAGGGACGUGUCAGUCACUCCUUCACCGCUCCACCACCUCGAGAAUUUCUAUUGGAACUUGCUCAAGAAAAAAACAAGGUGCCUUUGCCUCUCAUUCCUGAGAAGUACGGUAUUCGAUUACCACAUGAAAAACAUUGUCUUACAGCGAUAAAUUUCCAAGUAACCCCCAAUGCACCGCCGCCGCCUAAAAAUCUCGUCUCGAAGCCCUCUGCAGACGACAGCCAGACUAUACCACAACGAACGAUGUCUGAAGAUGCUGAUAUGCCCGACUACCAAGCGGAGGAAGCAUCAUUAUCUUACCCAGGACCCGAUCAAGACAAUAGCAUUCUGUCGAAUUCAAAGCGAGGGCGGGAAACUAUGGAGGAUGAUGAUUAUGAUGAUUAGAAAACCGA